Molecule: messenger RNA, 861 nt
Organism: Fragaria vesca subsp. vesca
Lineage: Eukaryota; Viridiplantae; Streptophyta; Magnoliopsida; Rosales; Rosaceae
Exons: 1
Coding region: 1-861 (286 amino acids)
Biological process (GO): regulation of DNA-templated transcription
Molecular function (GO): DNA-binding transcription factor activity; DNA binding
Source: RefSeq, a predicted model, not a curated record
AUGCAGGGAGAGCAAGACCAACCGCAACAACAUAACAAUCAAGACGAAAAGGUAAACCAACAACAACAACAACAUGGACAACAACACCACCAUGAACCUCAAAAGUGUCCGAGGUGCGAGUCUCACAACACCAAGUUCUGCUACUACAAUAACUACAGCCUUUCCCAGCCCCGCUACUUCUGCAAGGCGUGUAGGAGGUACUGGACCCAGGGUGGGACCCUCCGAAAUGUCCCUGUCGGUGGGGGCUGCCGGAAAGGCAAGCGUGCCAAGACCAUGUCCUCCACAUCAUCCUCUCGCUCGGUGUUUAUCCAACCGCACCAACAACCACAAGACCACCAUCAAAGGUCAUUGAUGAUGUCAUCAGGGCCAUCAGCUACCCUGAACUCUCUACCUGGCUCCCAAUACUAUCUAGGUGGUGCUGGGUAUUUGACAUCUAUGCCUUUUAGUCAAAACAUCACCCAUCUUGGGGGUUCUAGCCAAUUGGGUUUAGGUGGUGGUGCUUCAAAUUUGGGGUUACUUCAUGGCUUCAAUGCCAUCCCUUCCUCUGGCCAACGUCACAUGCAAAACCAUCUUUUUAGGAGCAACAUGGAGCCUUCAACUCUGUACCCAUCUAAGGAUCAUCGAGGCAUGUUACUUCAACCAACCAGGUCGAGUGGUGUUAUGACUGAUUGGCAUGAGAGCUUCAUUAGCAAAUCUCAUGCUUCUACUACUAAUGUUGUAGUCUCAACUGGUCAAAACGCUAUGUGGAGUGCCACCAUUGGAAACAACACUGGUACCACUAGCAGUGCUGAUGCUUCUAUAAACUCAACUCAGUGGUCUGAUGAUCUUACCAGAUCUUUUGCCCCCGGCCCCCCUCAGUGA